Phanerochaete carnosa HHB-10118-sp is the source of this 3357-nucleotide messenger RNA. RefSeq lists its product as uncharacterized. Lineage: Eukaryota; Fungi; Basidiomycota; Agaricomycetes; Polyporales; Phanerochaetaceae. The record is from RefSeq and is a predicted model, not a curated record. Gene Ontology annotation, molecular function: cysteine-type deubiquitinase activity; proteasome binding. Gene Ontology annotation, biological process: protein deubiquitination; proteasome-mediated ubiquitin-dependent protein catabolic process; regulation of proteasomal protein catabolic process. The coding region runs from base 1 to 3357 and encodes 1118 amino acids. The transcript is spliced from 18 exons.
AUGUUACCCCCUCUUCUUGCUGAGGUCCUUCAUCAUCCACACCACACGCUCUAUUCUGUAAGCGCGUCUGCUCCGCCCCCCAAAGCACCCUCCGCAGCUAGUAGUCCCCCACCAACUGCGGCUACAUCCUCGCCUCCGACCGCUGAUGAAAUACAUACCGCCGUUCCCCAUCCGCAUGCAUACUACUGCAAGGAGCACAACGGCUGGGUGCUUCUUUCUUGGUGCUCUUCGUCUGUACUUCCUCCCAUCUCGCCCACCUUCAAGCCUACAUACGCCUUCCCUGAUCAGACGAGACGGAAACGCACUAGUUCAUGCAUUGGCGACGAAGAACACUCUGUCGGAAGAGCGAAUGUGACACAUCACUUCCACAAGUAUGAGAAGGCUGUAGACGCACGCAUGCUCACUACCCCCUUCAAGAGAAACGACGAUGAGCUUGAUUUACUUGAUCUCUAUCUCUGCUGCCAAUGCUCGGUCUACUGCCUGGUCUCGCCGGUAAUCCCUGGCGUCUUGCCUUUACGGGUACUAGAAGAUUUCGUCAGAGACAAGCUUGAGCAUCCGCCACUUGGGAAGACUGGAGAGAUUGCGGUGGUCACUGGUUUCGAGACUGUCAUCACUAUCCUCGAGAAUAGACUGUGGCGUGGCGAGAGCAGGUCGUUACCUGUCACACGACACAAGUUCCAGAGCAAACUCGGAUGGAAUGCCUCCGUCCGUCGAGUGUUUGAAGUCCUAGAUUUCAAGGCGGAGCCUAUUCAGAAUGAUGGCCAACGUCCAACAGAAGAUAACUCCGACUUCCAUGGCCAGCACAUCAAUGCGUCUGUCGAAGAUGCAACGCACAUGUACCAGACUGGCAUCGGAGCUCAUAUUAAUCAGCUUGCACCUGGUGUACUACCAGAGCCGCUAAUCGGAUUGCCAGAGCUGGAGCCAUGUUGGCAAACGCUCGGAAUGAGUCCGGUAUCUUACUCUCCCGAACUCCUCGCCUUUGCUUACUUUGCGCAAUGUCGUUGCGAUCCUAAGAAGACCCCCGACUACUUCACCGCAUUCGCUCAGAUCAUUGAAAUUAUGAAGAACCGUGGCGUGCCCCCACCAGACAGUCUGGACCUCAUGCUUGCAGAGGAGAAGUCUCGACAUCGCUUCACGUGGACCGACCUUGACAGGGCCGAGGUACUGCUGGGUUUCGGUAAGGCUGGGCCUCUGGGCGUUGAACUUGCGGAUGCCGACGAGGACUUCAUUAUCGGGGCAUGGAAGGAUGCCAUGAAGCGCGUUUGGGGAGAACCGGACGCUGCAUCUGCGAGGGCGGACCUCAUCGAAGCGUUCAAAGUUAUCGCGGACUUGUGCGGAAGUGUGAGGUUGCAAGAAGCCUGGGAAAUGGGUAAAGGCUCGGGUAUGGCGCCCGACACUGCGUAUUCGACUCUGGAUGUUCCAAGGGACGUCGACGAGACCAUGCUUCUUGCUAUCUAUGCUAUGCGGGUUGAAGACCAGCCGUCGCAAGCGGACCGAAUGCGGGAAGCUCUCACCGUCAUCAUGGAAGCCACGGAUAGUGAGCGGCUGCGCAAGUUCCUGGAAACUGGCAGAGAUCCCGGAGACGUGACCAGCGAAACUAGGCUGGACAUGCCCCGUGGACUCAACCAACUGGGGAACACGUGUUAUCUCAAUUCGCUGCUUCAGUACUUCUACACUAUCAAGGACUUGAGGGACGCCGUUGGACCGCUUAGCGAGAAGUCAUUAGACAUGGAUAAGUUCACUGACGACGACCUCAAACGCCACCGAGUUGGCGGUCGGUUGGUUACAAGAAGAGAGAUCGUCCGGUCCAAGAAGUUCGUUCAUCAAUUGGCGGACCUUUUCAGGAACUUGGAAUAUAGCGACCAAGCUGCGGUUACACCAACCUUGGAUCUUGCCAAGCUUGCUCUCGUGACAACACAAGACGAGGAGGAAGACGAUCAGGGAGGUGCUGGUACCGACACGUCGAACGAUACAGAUGCCACGUUGGUUGAUGAUGGUACCAUGCGACGUUCAUCACCCUCUCCCAUUCGCUCGCCGAAAACGCCUCCAUCGCCAUCGGUGCUCGGCAAGCGCAACCGUGGCCGGGUACCGGAUGUCGAUAUGGAGGGCAUCACGACUAGCGAAGGCGAGAAGGACUAUGUCAUGGUUUCGAAGGCGUCCACGCCCCCGAGGGAAUCCGAGCGGUCUACUCCAGAAAGGAAAGCUUCAUCGUCGAAGCACAAGACUACUGAGAAGGAGGAUGUGGUAAUGAAGGAUAGUCAGGAGCGGAAGCCGCCACCACUGCCACCGCGGAAGGCUGCCACUACGAGCGACACGGGCAUGAUGUUUGGCCGUCAACAUGACGUCUCCGAGUGUAUGGAUAACUGCAUGUUCCAGAUCGAGACUGCUUUGUUGAACUUCCAAGACCAAGGCUUGUCUGGUUCGCAAAGCGAUAAGACAAGUGUAAUCAAACGCUUGUUCUAUGGCAAGAAGCGGCAACUGCUCACACCCCUGACAGAUGCAGACGCGAAGAAACAAAAGUCUUCUACUACUCAUGAGAAGGAGGACUUGUUCUCGCAUCUGCAUUUGAACGUCUCGGACGAGAGCUUCGACCUAUACGACGGGCUGGGCAGGUACUUCGAUGACAUCGUUGAAUUGGACGGUGUCAAGAGACGUAUGGAGGUUACUCUUGUGGAUCUACCGCCACUGCUUCAGAUCCAACUCCAGCGGGUGCAAUUUGAUCGCGAGACGCAGCAAGCAUACAAGUCGCAGGCUUAUGUGAAGUUCGAUGAGACUCUCUGCAUGGACCGAUUCCUCGACAGCGCAGAUCCGGAGAAGAGAGCUAGAACCAAGGAUAUCCAGGUGAAGCUCAACGCUGCUCGAGACCGCAUUCAGCGCUUCACGCAGGGGAAGCAUGCUCCGUACGCCCCCGCACUUGGCGCAGCAGCGGACUUCCUAUCGAGGCAGGACACGCUUCAGCUUCCAGAAGCAACGACCGAGCUUGUCUCGCGUCUGAAAGAUGAGCAGUCACACGUCACAGCACAGCUUGAGCGUGAGCGCGGGAACGCCAGCAAGCUCAAGCAAGAGCUCGAAGAUCUUUGGAAGAACGAUAACGAAGCUCAGUACGAGCUGACUUCAGUCUUCAUCCAUCGUGGAUCGUCUCCUUCAUUCGGACAUUAUUUCUUCUAUUCAAGGAACCUUCCGGACCAUCCUGACCAGUGGUUUAAGUACAACGAUUCUAACGUGACCCUCGUCUCGAAAGAUGAGGUGUUCGGAGAUACCACUGGAUCUACAGCCAAUCCUUACAUGCUUGUUUUUGCUCGCAAAAAUUUGGAUGUCAUACAGACUGUGCACAGGUUUGAUACCUCGAGCAUAUGA